Clonostachys byssicola is the source of this 1254-nucleotide messenger RNA. Lineage: Eukaryota; Fungi; Ascomycota; Sordariomycetes; Hypocreales; Bionectriaceae. The record is from the annotation of a GenBank genome assembly.
AUGGGGUCCAACGUCGAGCCCGCACCGAUCGAGAUCGCCAUCGUCGGCGGCGGUCCUGGCGGACUUGGCACGGCGAUCGCCCUGUCAAAACUGCCUUUUGUUCAUGUGACGCUCUAUGAACAGAAUUCAGAGCCUCGAGAAGCCGGGGCCGGGCUAAGUCUGAGCACAAAUGCUUGGAAAGUGCUCGAUAUCUUGGGAGCUGGACAGUUGGUCAAGGGCGGAUCCAAGAAAAACACUCACCAAAGAAAUGCUUUCACUGGCAACAUCCUACACGUCACGAGGUUUCCAGAGAACUCGGAUGCAGACAACCGUGGCUCAGUAAGAGCCCGUCGGGUCCGGCUCCAGUCAGCGCUGCUCUCACAAGUACCCGAAGGGCUCAUCCAAUUUAACAAAAAGUUAAUCUCCCUGGAAAAUCUGGGUAAUGGGAAAGUACGGCUGGAAUUUAAAGAUGGGACAGAAACAAAAGUCGACCUGUUAAUCACACGACGAACUCUUUUCCCUGACCACCCGCUCAAAUUCACCGGCGACACUCAAUGGCGUACCCUCGUCCCCAGAUCGUCGCUGGACCAUCUCCCGGACGUGACGCACGCAACCGGCUGGUGGUGGGGAGAGACGGGCCAUGUGUACUUCUCCGACGUGGAUGAUCUCUCAGAGACCUCCGACCCCUACUUCGAAAUCACCGUCCGGUCCUACCAUGAGCCUCAUGUUCCUGGUGAGACGGUUGUCUGGGGCGUACCUGCUACCAACGAGAAGGUGGCAUCACGAGUCGAGAAAUUCGACCAACGCAUCAGAGAUGCCGUUGCUGUCGUUCCCGAAGGCCAAUGGAGAGAGUUCGCCUCGUUCGCAGGCCCUCGUCUGGAAACACUCACGGCAUGGGACAAGGUGGUGCUGAUUGGGGAUGCCAGCCACCCGCUCUCAGGUGCCUUUGGGUCCGGUGCUACUUUCGCCAUGGAGGACGGCUGGAUUCUAGCUCAGGCACUCCAAUACACCAAGGGCUCGCCACAUCAGAUCCGCGACGCUCUAGAGAUCUUUGAGCAGAUCAGAGCGCCAUAUUACGAGAAGAUGUACGUCCAUCUCGACGAAGUCAAGGUGAAUCUACAACAAGCGCAGGCAAAAGUGUCAACAUUCGACGAGAAGCUCCAGCUAAAAAUUGACCAUUUCCUCCUCGGAGAUAAGGACUUCAUCUACAAGAAUGAUAUCGGCAAGGUCUGGGAGGACUACGUAUCAAAGAAGCAGGCUCAAAUCUCAGUUUAG